Labeo rohita (rohu) is the source of this 615-nucleotide messenger RNA. Its product is annotated as cadherin-4-like. Bases 1 to 615 code for a protein of 204 amino acids. Gene Ontology annotation, biological process: cell-cell junction assembly; adherens junction organization; multicellular organism development. Gene Ontology annotation, molecular function: calcium ion binding; cadherin binding. The transcript is spliced from 5 exons. Gene Ontology annotation, cellular component: catenin complex; adherens junction; cytoplasm. NCBI's taxonomy places the organism in Eukaryota, Metazoa, Chordata, Actinopteri, Cypriniformes, Cyprinidae. The record is from RefSeq and is a predicted model, not a curated record.
AUGAAGGAGGGCACAGCCUGGUGGAUGCUUUUCGAUAAAUGCUUUUCGAUUACAAGAAGCACAGAGACUAAAGUACAAGGAGGAUACUGGAUGAAACCUCCCUCUGAUGAUAUGAUUCUGACUUUUCAAAAGUCUUCAACGGGUCUAAAAAGAGCAAAGAGAGCAGGUUGGGUUAUUCCUCCGUUCAAUAUACCUGAAAACAGCAGAGGUCCUUUCCCAAUGAAGCUGGUCCAGAUAAAGUCAGACUUUGCCCUGGAAACUCAAAUGGAAUACAGAAUCACAGGUGAAGGAGCGGAUCAAGACCCCAAGGGGAUUUUCACUGUUGACAGACUGUCAGGGGAUCUCUAUGUGACUCAGCCACUCGACAGGGAAAAAAAAGCUUCAUACAGAAUUACAGCUCAUGCUGCAGCACUUUCUGCGAGUAGUACUGCAGAAAAACCAAUGGAAAUUGUCAUCCAUGUGAUCGACCAAAAUGAUAAUAAGCCUGUGUUUAUUCAAAAUCCUUUUAAUGCACAUGUUCGUGAAGAUGCUGGAAGAGCAGGGACGGUUCUAAGAUUUGAUCAUCAGGUGGUCCAAGUCCUUAGUGAGAUCAUUAGAUACAAAGAUACAAAAUAA